UUUUUAAUUUUUUUUCUUUCUCAGAGAGGAACCUUUGCUGUCACUGAAUUUCCAGUCAAAUUUUGAACACCCAGAGUUCAUGUUCCUGCUCUCCAGGGAUUGGCAUUGCAGGCUCAACUUAGGGCAAUUUAGGGCACAGACCUGUUUACUGGCUGUGCACACUGGGCUGUGAAGUUGAGGGAGUUUUUCUUUCUCUGCACACCUGGCUCAGUGCUUUUUUCCUGACAGCAAUUCAGGUGGUCUAAUUUUGUUCUUUCCCUUUUGUUGACCACAUGAAAAAUCCUCCUCAAUACAAGCGAAUUGUCCCCCACUUCCUCUCUUGCAUGAGAGGAUGAACCUGGAGAACAGCAACUUUGGACAGUUCCUUUAAAUUCUGCUCUCUGGUUUGUCAGAGCAGCGUUUUCCCAUUGCAGAAUGGAGUUGGGCAGAGCUUAAAUUAAAAGGCUUUUAAAAAUAAUGUUCCAGUUUUUAGAAGACAAGUGAUUACAUACACUUAGCUGCUGGCAAAUGCACUUCCACCCUGGGCAAGAAUCUCUCAGCAGAGUGAUGACUGAAUAUUUCUGAGCCCUCCAAACAGUGGCCAGAGAAGAGCCCCUAAAGACCUGCCUUUCCAAAGAUGUUGGGGAAGUCUGACUUUGCUUUCCUCCCUUUACCAGGAAAAGCAGCCCAUCUCCUCUAACUCCCUAACCUUGGGGUAAUGCUGAACAGCUGCAAGCUUUUGCAUGUGAGUCUGUGCUGGCAGAAGUUGUGAAAACUCGAGUUCUGGGGCUGAGGAGCUCCUAGGUGGCCUCCCCAGAACAUUUGCCUAACAAAUGGGCUACAGAUCACACGAUAACGUGCAGCAGGCCCGCAGGCAGCCAGAUAACCACUGCCCCUCCUGAAAAAGCACCAUCGGAGACUCCUCCAGCCACGCUCUUGAUUCCAAUCUGCCUUUUCUUGGGCUGCUCCAGCGCUGACAGUGGGAGCAGCUACAGAUCUCCUGGGAAAUAAUCCUGAUGUCCCGUCUUUGCUCUCCAGAUGGGCACAACCCCAGUGCAGUCAUUACCAGGGAGCCAGCACAGACUCAUGGACCCAGCUGGAAUUCUCCCCACACUCCGCUUUUUCUUCUUUGCUCCUUCUUCCCUCAUCCUGCUUUCCCAUAAAAGGGAAAAAACUCUGCCCUAAAGGACUGCGCUUAAAAAUGGUACAGCCCCUGAAGACCCCUGUGUGAUGAGGGAAGGAGGCGAUGGCCACGGGGAACUGCAGCAGCUUAGCAAGCAAUACAGCAACAUCAAGCUCCUGCAACUGGAUGUGGUCUGUGAGAACAGCAUCAAGAAAGUGGUCAAGGAAGUGGAAGAAAUUGUGGGAGACAAAGGCCUGAACUGCCUCAUCAACAACGCUGGCAUCAAUGUGCUUGCCUCGCUGGAGGAGGUCACAGCAGAGACCAUGCUCACCAUUUAUGAAACCAACACUGUUGCCCAGCUGAUGGUCACCAAAGCAUUCCUCCCCCUGCUGAGGAAGGCAGCACAGCUGGGCACUGGAAUGGGCUGUCACAGAGCUGCCAUCAUCAACAUGUCCUCUCUUGCUGCCUCCAUGCAGCUCGUCCAGGCAAAUGAGAUGUUCCUCAAGGUCUAUCCCUACAGGAUAGCAAAGACUGCACUGAAUAUGAUCACCCGGUGUCUCGCUGCAGACUUGAAAUCAGAUGGAAUUCUCUGCAUUUCCUUGCACCCGGGCUGGCUUCAAACAGACAUGGGUGGAAACAUGGCUCCCAUGCAGGUGCAGGAGGCUAUCCCAGGUAUUCUCUCUGUUCUGGACCGUCUUGGUGAAAAAGAAAAUGGUUCUUUCCUGGACUGGCAAGGAGAAACUCUGCCGUGGUAGAAGUACACGGAACUCUACAGGAACAGCUCAUCAGUCACAAUUUAACCUUGCCACUCUUGUCUGUGUCUCUAGGGUUUUUUGACACGCUUGUUCAAAUAGCCAGUCUGACACGCAGCCUAUCUGUAGGUGUAUUUGGAAAGCAAAUGGCUGAGUCUUUCACUUGGUAUUGCUCUGCUCUGCUCUGCACUAAUGCUUCCUGCAAACGCUACGGUGCUCUCGGUGAUGGUCAUCUUCUGGAACCCUCUGAAAUGGAUUCAAACCUGCAAAUUAUAUCCAGGGGCUGGUGGUUCCUUUUCACUUCCAAACCCAAAGUGGGCUUCUGGCUCUUUGCAGAAUUGAAUGACCUGACCUCAGAAUAAGGCCAGUGUAGGCUGUCAGGCUCUAGUAUGCUCAGUUAUCUCCAGAAAAAAAACUCCUUUGAUUUCCUUUGUUUCUAACUGAGCCAAGGCUGAAAUUGCCCAGCUCUAAACCAAGGCAGUUUGGUAGUUCUGUGAAUUCUGUGGCAAACUCUGAGUGUCCCCAGGUUGCCAGUGUACACCAGGCACUUGCUUUGUUCCCAGUGGGUGACUAACAGCCUGAUAUGGGGGUGGGAAGUUUGUUUUGUACAUAAACUUCUGAAGUGUCUUCAAUAAAGUCUUGAUUAAACAGUCU
This is a messenger RNA of Cyanistes caeruleus (blue tit), 2508 nucleotides long. RefSeq lists its product as uncharacterized. Gene Ontology annotation, molecular function: oxidoreductase activity. NCBI's taxonomy places the organism in Eukaryota, Metazoa, Chordata, Aves, Passeriformes, Paridae. Gene Ontology annotation, cellular component: cytoplasm. The record is from RefSeq and is a predicted model, not a curated record.